CUAUUUUACUCUCCUUUUGGAGUGUUUCGAUUGAAUUUGCCUAAUGCUGUUUGUGCCACCCUGUGCUGCACCGUUUCGAUACGUCAUGUGUUGUUGUUGUCUAACAGAAAGCAAUCAAAACAAACGAUUACUCCACUGCACCACAAAUAACGCUAAAUAACGCUCUAUCGCUCUAUUUUUCCUCGAUUUAUCCACUGCCUCAAUGUUUGGUGACGUUGGGCGAGGCGGGGAUCAUGAAUCCGAUGACGAAGAAUUCUUCAAACCAACGCCCUCCAACAGCGCCAAUUCCACACUGGCCAAACUGUUUGGCUUCACGCCCAAAGGCACUGCUAGCGUAGGUAGUAGAGAACGUGCGAGCGUUUCCGCUGCACCGAAGCCGGUCAAAAUCUCCGAUCGCUACGGUCCAUCCAAUUUCCGAUACGUUCCCGCCGAACCGGCCGAAGACGAGACGGCGGAAGAGUCGUCCAAAGCUCCUCCGGAAUGGACCAUCGUACGGGCAUCGGUCGUUUCGGCCUACAAGCUCGUUGAUCGUGACAAUGUUUACCUGGGCAGCGUGGGACUUGCGUUGCUCAACUCCUCCGCCGGUCAUCGAUUGCUGCUAUACCGCACGAAGACGGAUGUACUGGCCACGGUGACACUGUCCUCCGACACGAAGCUUUUCCUCAAACAGAACUAUCUCCAGUUCCGGGCGGAUGAUUCGAACGAGUUUUGGAGCGUGCUGAUCGAAGCCGAAACCGAGCGACAGGCGUUGCUUGCUGCGAUCGAAUCGUGGUGCUGCGUGGAACGUGAACCGAUCGUGGAGGAACCACUGUCAGAGGUGGAACGGGAUCCGCCCGACCCGCCGAACAGCAAACGGUCCGAGCUGGCGGCACGCAUGGCACGGAUGGGUGGGCAAGCGAUGCCCCUGCCGGAGAAGGUGAAACCGCCCCCGAUUCCCACGACCGCACCCGGGUCCGAUUCGUCCGAUACGUCCGACUCGAAGAUUGAGACCAUUACGACGCGACCGAUCCGACGGCCCAACUACCCGUCGGCGGUCGGUAUGCAGAUGGUUCCGCUGGCAGGAAUGGUCCCAGCGGGCCACGGUGGGACCGUCACAGGUCAGGGGAAUGGCACAACGAUGGCGGAUGUGAAUUUCAACUUGAUUAUGAGCGAAAACCGCAUGCAAAACACGGAAAUGCGCAUGAAUCUGACAAAGCUCGAAUCGAAGCUUGACCGUGUGCUCGAUCGGAUCGAUUUGCUUAACCUGCACCAGGGAGGGUCGUCGGGUUCGUCGGAGCGUCCCCAGAGCGUAGCCGACAAGGAUGCCGAAGUGCUCGAGCUGGAAGAGAAGCUGCUCGAGCUGAAGCGUACCAAUCAUGCGCUGAAAAGCAAAGUGCGCACACUAGAAGCAGCGGAAAGGGACGGAACGCGAGAGACAAACGCCAAGCUGGAGCAACAAAUCAAAACGCUGGAAGAGCUUGAACGCCACCACAAGGAAACCAUCCGCAGUUUGGAGUUACAGCUCGAAGCAAGCAAUGCGGAGUUGGCACGGCAGAAAGCAACGCUCGAUGCGCUUGAAAAGCAGCUUGCAGAGGAAAAACUAACCACUGAAGAUGCAACCAAAGAAAUGAACGCAGCCCGGGAACAGCUAGCAGAAGCUCGGCAUGACCGGACGCGUUUCAAAGAACAGUUGGAGCAAGAACAUCAUCGUUCGGAAUCGUGGCGCCAGCAGCUGGACCAGCUGCAGCGAGAAUGUGAUGAACUGAAGCAGGCGGCACAGCAUCGCCCAGCGGCAACGGACGCUUCCCUGGUGAAAGACAUCAUGAACGGAUGCUACCAGCAGCUUUGCGACCAGAUAACCGAUCCGCACGUGCUGCGGAUAAUUGCGCAAACGAUCAAGCGCGAAACCAAAGCGGCACUGGAACGGGCCGGCGGCCCGUAGAGGAUGGUGCCAAGGACAUUCCCAAGGAAAUAGAGCGAAAGUGUGCGUGCGUUUGUUAGUUAAGUAAAAGUUGCUCAUAUAUAUAUAUAUAU
Messenger RNA from Anopheles coluzzii, 2013 nucleotides. RefSeq lists its product as uncharacterized. Bases 203 to 1921 code for a protein of 572 amino acids. The transcript has 3 exons. NCBI's taxonomy places the organism in Eukaryota, Metazoa, Arthropoda, Insecta, Diptera, Culicidae. The record is from RefSeq and is a predicted model, not a curated record.